CGUUUCAAUCGUUUGAGGCCUUGAGCCGUGACACGGCUGGGUUUACGUGUUAUAUGGGCCAGACCCACUUAAUGUGAGACAUCACGGGUCUUUAAAUCCAGGCCAUAAUCAAAGUGUAUUAAAUACUUAAGAUUCAAUUAUUAUUUUAUUUUUUUUGAACGAAUGCUAAAUUUAUUCAUCAAAAAGUCUUUGUACAUCAAGUGAAACCUUGUUUGAAAAAAGAGACUAUUCCUAUAACUUUACAGCUUUCAAAAACUCUUAAACUGACUAAAUUAUUUACGAUCUUGUACUGAACCAAAACUGUAGCGCUUUUUCAAGUCCCUUAACUCUUUUCCCCUGCAUCAAACUGAGCUUUAUUUCAGAUAGUUUUGUCCAUGAGCUUUAUCAAGACAGGUAAUGGCAUAGAUUGAUCCCCGUGAUGCCGCAUGUUCCGUUCUCUCCACAGAGAGUACAUGACAACUUUUUUUUUUUUGGUAAACAUGUUAAGACAGUCGUACAUGGCAACUUGAAAAGCGUAACUGAUACAAAAACGCUUCUUCUUCUCCAUGCUACCCGAGAUCAAUUAUUUCUUGCUAGAUGAAUAAAAUUAUUGGAUUAGUGUUUAAGUAGAGUCAGUAUACCGACGAAAAUAUGUAGAGAUUACGGCACUAUAGUAUAGGAGACCGCAUGGAGUUAUUAUGUACGAUGUGAAUAAAUCAAUGCAUCAAAAGCAUUAUUGUAAACACUGUUUAAUGAUUAUUCUAUCAUUCGUUAACACUUUAACUAUGUCGGUUAGCUGUUUCCAAAUUGAUUUCUCUCCAUAUUUAAAGUCUUUCAACUUCCACGGAUAAGUUGAAUAGUAGUGGUAAAUAUUCGUCGCAUUGUAUACAUGCAUGCGUAUGAUUUUCACCGUGUUUGAUGUGUCAUGUGAAUAUGUGAUAUAACCCAUAUCAUAAGGCGUGCAAGGAAAAAUUUGCUACUAUGCUUACUUGUGUAGAAAAUUACAAAAUCAUUAAAUAAUUUUUAGGUAACUUUGGCAUGUGACCAACGGAAGAAUAUAGUACGCAUUGCCACUUAUGUUUGCAAGAGACCCUAUUACCAUAAGAAUAGACCAACAGUCUUGUGUAUUUUGAAAAUACAUUAAUACAUGAAUAAAUGUUCAAAACUCGAUUUAUAUCUGAAAUAUAAUGACAACUAUUAAUAUCAUAGCUCUGGUAAUCUUUGAUUUACACCACAAAAUCAUCUGUUAGUGCUGGUUGAUAGGUUGAUGCUAUAGCUGGGACCACCGGUUUGGAAUUUAUAGUUCCACCCCCAAAGAAAAAGAAUUGGUAUGAGGACCGGUUAGGUUGGGUUUGAUGUUAGUUUAAUACCUACCGAUUGAUCCAACGGCUUGGGAUCAAAAAGGUGCACAGAGAUUAAAGAGUAGAGGAUCGGAGCAGUCGAAGGUUUUGUUUUAGGGACAAUGUGUUGAAUAUACCCAAUUAACGUGCAAAUUAGCCGAAUGUCCAUAAUUAUGGAUAAUCCAAAAAUGAAUAACUUUUUGACACUGUGCGGAUGAAAAUGCUCUCAUGCUUUAUCGAAAACAAGUAACUCUAGAUCUAUUAACUAAAUAUUUACAUAACAAGUAACAAUCUACAUACCAACUAACAUAUCAGCUAAUAAUUUUAGUAUCAUCUAAGAAUCUAUGUAUCAAACAAAUGUAUCAACUAACAAAUCAUAUAUCAGUUAAUGAAACUAUUAACAAUUAAUUAAUUAUCUAUCAAAUAGUCUCAAAUCUAUUUGUAACAGCUAACACUCCAUAUAUCGAUUAAGAAUUCAUUAAAAUCUAAAUAAUAUCAGGUAUGUAAUAAAAUACUUACUAACAUAUAUAUUAUCUAAAAGUUAAUUGUGAUUCGAAAUUGGAAACAUUGGAAUUGGGGUGAAUAAAUAAAAUUAGCAUUAUGAGUGUCAAAAGAAUCAUAAUAAAAAAAAAGAUUUGUGUUGAAUUAAAAAAUGAUUUGAAGAAUCAAUACGAGAGAUAAAGAGAUUAGAAUACAUAAAAUGGAUAAGAGAAAGACAGAAAUAAGAGUAUUAUAGUCAUAAAAAUAUUUAAAAAAACAAGGGUAUAUGACAAAUUAUACGAGCUUUUAAAUAUAUCCACACCAAUUUCUCUUUGUUUUACUUGGCUUUUCUUCCUUUUCAACUGGUGAAAUCGUAUUUUACUUAUUUUAUUUUAUUUGUUAUAUUUCGGAUAAUCAUGAUUCUUAAAAAGUUUUAGUUUUUUUUUUAAUUAUUAAUUAAGGUAAAAUCAACUGGUGGCCCGUUGUGGCCCAGUAAAGUUGACAAAAAAAAAUUAAAUAAUGUAGGUUAUAUAUUAUUAAGUAAAAAAUUAACUUUUGUUUAAUAAGUUAUAUAACCAACUUAUUUAAUAAGUUAUUAAGUAAUCAACUUUUCUCCUUUUUACCGGUGAAAUCGUAUUUUACUUGAUUUUUAUUUAUUUGUUAUAUAUUGCAGAUAAUCAUGAUUCUUAAAUAAUGUAGGUUGUCGUAAUCACAUUAUAUAUAACAAACAUAACCAAUAAUUUUAUAAGAGAUAGAUUCUGUAAGAAACCUAGCAGAGAAGCUCGUGAACUGAAGAGAAGAAAAGAGGUGACAUUGAGUCGGUGAUUCUUUCCGAUCGAGUUGCGAUCAUCUUUUUUAUAUUUCUAGCAAGAUGCCAGAGCGUGCUAAAGCUUUGUGUUUAAUCUGCCUCCAACAGAAUAUGCACGUAGUGAAGCGCGAUGGAUGGGUGGAAACUCUUCACUUGGAUAAGAUUACUGCGCGACUUAAGAAACUUAGCUAUGGGCUUAGCAGUUACCGCUGUGACAUUCUCCUGGUAGCUCGUGAAGUUUAUGCCCGUGUCUAUGACGGAAUCACUACGAGUCAAGUUGACGAGUUGGCUGCUGAGACUGCUGCUUCCAUGGCUUGUAACCAUCCUGAUUAUGCCUCCCUGGCUGCAAGGAUUGCUGUCUCAAAUCUCCACAAGAACACACAGAAAUCAUUUUCUGAGACGGUUGCGUACAUGUACAAUUAUGUCAAUGAGGGAUCGGGACUGAAUGCUUCUCUAAUAGCUGAGAAUGUAUUUUCGAUAGUUUCGGAGAAUGCUAAACGUCUGGACAGGGAGAUGGUAUAUGAUCGUGAUUUUGAAUAUGAUUACUUUGAGUUUAAGACGCUUGAGAGAUUGUACCUCUUGAAAGUCCAAGGGAAAGUCGUUGAAAGGCCUCAGCACAUGUUGAUGAGGGUUGCUGUUGGCAUCCAUUUGAGAGAUAUUGAUUCUGCAAUCAAAAGUUACCAUUUGAUGUCUAAGAGAUUGUUCACUCAUGCAUCUCCUGCUCUCUUAAACGCAGGCUCGCCAAGGCCUCAAUUGAGCAGCUGCUUUCUUACCUGCAUGAAAGAUGAUAGCAUCGAGGGCAUAUACAAUACAGUGAAAGAGUGUGCUGUUCUACCCAAAUCUGCAGGCAGUAUUGGUGUUUCUCUUCAUAACAUCCGUGGCACAAAGGGAAUCUCUUAUGGUAUUGGUAAAACGCUGGAUGUUUUCAAAGCUACUACUCGUUUUCUUGAUCAAGGAGGAGGUGAAGGAGGAGGCGUUACAGUAUACCUGGAGCCAUGGCAUGCUGAUAUUUCUGAGUUUCUAGAUCAUCUUUGGAAGAGCCACGGAAAGGAGGAGCACAGGGCUAGAGACUUGUUUUAUGCUCUCUGGGUUCCUGAUCUUUUCAUGGAGAGAGCCCUUGGGGAUGAGCACUGGUCAUUGUUUUGUCCUAAUGAAGCUCCAGGUUUAGCAGAUUGCUGGGGACCGGAAUUUGAGAGACUGUACACAAAGUAUGAAAGAGAGGGAAAGGCAAAGAAGGUCGUUAAGGCGCAAGAGCUUUGGAAUGAAAUCGUGACAUCCCAGCUAGAAACAGGAAUGCCAUACAUGCUUUUCAAGGAUUCAUGCAACAGAAAAAGCAAUCAGCAAAAUCUUGGUACCAUAAACUCCUCCUCCGGCUUAUGCAGUGGAGUUAUUCAAUACAGCAGUCCAACAGAAACAGCUGUGUGCAAUCUUGCAUCCAUUGUUUUGCCCAGAUUUGUUAGGGAUAAAGAUGUUCCAAUGGACUCUCAUCCAUCUGAGCUUGCCGGCAGCCUAGGCUCAAAGAAUCGUUACUUUGAUUUUCACAGCUUAGCCAAGGUAACUGCUAGUGUUACUAAUGAUCUCGAUAGGAUAAUAGACGCAAAUUACUAUCCUCUAGAGAGUGCAAAAACUUCGAACAUGCGUCAUAGGCCUAUUGGUAUUGGUGUACAAGGUCUUGCAGACGUCUUUAUCCUCCUUGGAAUGCCAUUUGAUUCUCCAGAGGCCCUACAACUGAAUACGGAUAUAUUUGAAACCAUAUACUACCAUGCUCUCAAAGCAUCUUCAGAGCUUUCUGCAAGAGAUGGCGCGUAUGAAACAUAUAAAGGAAGUCCCAUGAGCAAGGGGAUUCUUCAACCUGACAUGUGGAAUGUGACUCCAUCAGACCGUUGGGACUGGGAUUUUCUUAGGGAUAUGAUAUUAAAGAAUGGAGUGAGGAACUCUCUUUUGGUAUCAUUGGCUGGGAACAACAAAGGUUUGGAGCCUUGUGCAUCAAACAUCAUCAAUAACGGAGGGUUAAGUGGUGAAUUUACAAUCGUGAAUAUGCAUCUUCUUCACGAUUUAACUAAUAUGGGACUUUGGUCUCAGAGAAUGAAAAAGGUUCUCAUUAGUGAGAAUGGUUCUAUAGGAAAUAUCCCAGAGAUACCUGAGGAUCUGAAAGCAAUUUACAGAACUGCUUGGGAAGUUAAAAAAAGAACUUUGGUCAAGAUGGCCGUUGGUCGUGGAGGCUAUGUAGAUCAAAGUCAAAGCUUUAACAUUCACUUGAAUGAACCAAGCCGCCUCAAUGUCACUGACUUGCACUUCUACACUUGGUUUCAGGGUUUAAAAGUCGGAAUGCAGCACCUGCUAUUACGUGCUACAAAGACACAUGCGCUUUCGCUUACCUAGUUUUUUUUUUGUUUUAGUUUAAAUUUAAAUCAUAUAUUUUAUAUGUUAUCUUGAUAUAUAAAUAUUAUAAUUUAUUGUAAAAAUAUAAAUAGCUACAUAAUUAUAAAAUUUUCUGUCUUACAAAUUUCAAAAUUUUAAUAUCCAAAUUUUUUGAUAUUUUUGUUAUUGGAAAUUUUGUAUAAGGUGAUGAGCAAAAUGAAAAAAAAAUUGAUUAAAUUUUAGCUAUAUGUUUGAUUGAUUGGAUUGUAGAAAUGUUUCAUUUCACUUAAAAAUAUUUUAUUAUUUUUAUUUUCAAUUAUUCUCUUAGUAAUUUAAUGGACCCCCCCCCCCCUCUUUAAAUCUACAACACUUUUAAAAUAUUUUUUUUUCUUAAAUCACUGGUUUAACAUUAAAAUACUUUUCAACAUUAAAAAAAACUUUGAACUAUGUCACUAAAACUUAAAAACUACAAACUACAAACUAAAUUCUUACAACAAAAAUUUCUGCACUUACAACUCAAUUAAUCAGAUUCAUGAUUUAAAUAUUCGUUUAUCUUAUUCAUAUAAGUUUUGAUGUAAAUUUUUUGUUAAAUGUAUAACUAAUUAAAGUUUUGUUUUUGUUUUAGAACCACUGUAUUCACAACUUUCGCAGGUUUUGAUGUACUUGCACCAUCUGUACUUUUACAUAUAUAUAUAUAUGUAUGUGUAUAUAUAAUCAAUCUUGACAAUGAUCAUAAUCGUAUUGUUAUCUAACAAUUGAUCGUUGAUUAAAAUAGUUAUUACCAAAUUAAACCAUUUUUUUAUUGUGUUAUUUAUUAUAUUAUAGUUGUAAUGUCACAUGAUAAUGCACUAAUUCAUGAUAUGUAACUGAGAUUUUUUUCUUAGAACAAAACAACAUAGACAACCAAGAUAAGCUAUUUAAAUAUGUGUAGAUUGAGGUUUCACUUAAGUUCAUUGUUUUCACUUUCUUUCCCACGUCUUACCUUCGAAACAAAUAUGACUGACUAUGUGGAUGACAAUCCCAGAGAUCUAUGGUUGUGCAUAGAUGGAAGGAGCUCAUGCGGCUUAGACUUGUUCAUGUGUAUAAAGUUAUAUGAUGUGAUUACAGUUGUUUUAGAAGUAAGUGCAGAUAUAAUUUUUGUUCAUGUUGUAUAAAGUUACUCCGGCAUCGUUAGAAGUUUGUUUACAAAGGUGUAGAAACUAAGAUGCAUUUGAAUUUAUGAUCUUGCUGUUAGUUUCAGAAUAAUCUUUUAUGUAAAAAUAAACUACUACUAUGCCGGAGUAAAAGCUACAACAGAGGACCUUACUGCUUUUCAAUUAGUACUUAUAAAGAGUUUUGUGAGCUUUUCAUUCUUUGGCCAACAUUUAUAUAUGUAGCAUUCCCCGCUUGUGUUUUCAAUGCCUGCAGCUUUGCUGGUGCACAGAAACUCCAUAGUCUGUGAAACAUUGAGGUAACGAACUGAGAAUGAAAUAUUUUAUAGAUAAAUACAUCAGGAAAGCUAAAUUUGAGUAUAUUAGGACAUAGGGGUAUACCUCUGGCACCGUUACAUGUUUUAUUUUGUGGACACCCCCAUACUUUGCUGAGCUGGAGGAGCAAUUGAUGUCACUCCCACACAACCUGCAAAUGAAAAUAGUGUUUGACAAAGUGUGUGCGAGUAAAGUAAUAAGGACAUCUUAUCAUUCUAGGUUCUUAUUCAUGGAGGUAUCUCUGGCCCCUUUCAUUGUCAAAGUAUAAAGGAGUCGCAUAGGUUGCAUUAAGGAAUACUUAGAUCCCUACGAUGUUCAGAUGAACAGUUUGUAGACAGAACAUGUGCAGCAUGGGGGCUGUACCUCUUGGUUUAAUGCUUGUGGCAAGAAUGACCUUAGGCUCCACAUCCGCCUGCUCCAAUUUCUAGUGGAGUAGGCUAGCUUACCCGUCAAACACACAGAGACAAACCGUUGUAUCCCUGCAUAAUUUUCUGCAAUUGAAAGUUGUUCUUAUGAGGCUAACUUUACCUAUGAUGGAUGGCUGCAACUAUAAUAAUGCCGUUUAUUUGCUGUAAUAUAUUCAUUAUGGCUUGCUAAGACCAUGAGCUAACAUAUUUUUCUCAAAUUAUGAAAACAAAUUUAGUCAGUUUAAGUUUAAUUUGUUGGGUUUUGUAAGGGGGUGUAUUUUUCUUUUUGAAACACCGAUUAUAAUAAAAGAAAGAGGAGUUAGUUGAAGAAAGGGGGUGUAUUGAAUCUGAAAUUUAAAGUGAUUUGAUUUUAGUGAGUUUUUAGAUGAUUUUAGCUGAAGAUUAUAAUUUGGUGUGAUUUUUGUUAAACAACUCUAGAAUCUCAUCUAAAACUAUGGGAUUAGGAUUUUUAUUUUUGUAUCUUAUAGAAAUCCCUCUCAAACGCCCUUAAAAAAAUUAAAGCACUCUAAAAUCUCCAAUUAGAGUAUUUUUAUAAAACGACAAGUUCAAUAAUACUGGAUUUUAAAGUGGUUUUUAAAAUCUUCUUUUGAAUAACAUUGGAUUUGUCAUUUUUAUAUAAAUCAUCUGAAACUCUUAUUUGAAUACACCCAAAGUUUUUUUUAAUUUAGAAUUAAGGAUGUUGAUAAUUUGCUUGUGGAUUUAAUGUUUUGUUCCUGAUAUUUAUCUCCAAAAGAUAUCCAAAGCUCUAUAAAACAGAUUUUUAAAGCUAUAUAUAUAUAUAUAUAUAUAUAAUACUUAUUUAUUUAUUUAUUUUAUUUUAUUUUAUUUUGAGCUCUAGAUUUAUUUUGAAAAUGUAAAGCAUGAUUAUUUUAUAAAACAGCUUUAGAAAAAAAAUGAUUGUUAUAAAACUUUUACGGCUCUUUCAAAUCAACCUCGUUCUAUUAACUUCAUUUCUCACUUCAAAGUCUAGAGAAUAUUAUGAGCAUAUUCAAAUACAAUAUUAGUUUACAACUCCCAAAAUAAAUAAAAAAUUUACAUAAACAUAAAUCUCCAAUCUUUAGUUAAAAGAUUAUCUUGUAAUUUAUAUUUUAGCAUAUACUAGUGUAUCUAUCUAUACUAUCUAACAAUAUUAAAAGGAGAAUAUGGUGAGCAGAGAGGCAUGCCAAGUCAGUUAAAAAAAUCAGCCUAUCUAUCAGGAGGUUCUAUUUAACCACCUCAUCUAAGCUUCAUCGACCAAGUUUGGUAAUGGGCUAUUGGUGUGUUAUUGAAAAUCUUCACUACGACCCAUGUCAAGCCCAUCUCUCUUCAUCUCGCGUUACCUAACUUUCUUCAUUGCGACCUUUCCACUUCGUCCUCAUCGAUUCAACUCUCCAGUGAAUCACCGUUAUUCACAACUUUCUUUAAAUAUGUUCAGUCUCAUGAUUCCUACUAAUAUCCUUCUUGCUGUCUAUAACCUUUCGCGAAUUCUCUGCCGUUUCGUUCAUCGUCAAUGCUCUUUCGUUUCGAAGACUCAGACCCAUUCCCAUCCCUUCCAUUGCUCUCUUCGAUUACUUAUCCUAAGGACCUUGACGUGGAAGCUGGGUAUGACUGGUGGAUCAGAACACGAGUAUGAGGAAGUAAGAAUCAGAGUAUUGUGCCAAAAGUAAAAAUAGUCAUUCAUUAUGUGUAUAUUCUGUUUAUCACCUAUUAAAAAAAAACAGUUAAAGUCAUCAUGGAAUAUGUUCUGAUUUUAGGCAAACUGUAUGUAAUCUUCAGAUUUGUCUCCUGCUUUGGUCCUUCCCGUCCUGUUAUACAAGAAAGCAUAUCCUCUUUAGAAAAUGAUAUAAGAGUAAAGUUGUUGCUUUAUUUAGCUAUUGUCUGUUUGACUGUUUUCUAUAUAUAAAUAUAAUCACUCAAAACAGUUUUUCUAUUGAGCUUUUGACAGCAUCAUCUAAUGUAUACGAUCACUAUCUAGGCAAAUAUCAUUCAAGGCUCUUCUAUCACUUUUACAUCGAAUUUAAUCUUCAUUAGUGUUCUGUCUUCAUUCAAUAUCAUUCAGCCAACAAUACUGAUUUCAUUUGGUUACAUGGUUCUUCCAUUAUUGAAGUCAGAAGAUCUUACCAUGAUUACAAUGUAACGCCGAAUAUAAGUAGAGCUUUGAAGAGGUGUGGUGGUGUAUAACUGACAUCUUAGUCUCUUUAAUUUCUGUUUUACUGUUCAAUUUAUCAGUUUUGAUCCCAAUUAACUGUAGCUUAUAUAUGUUAUCCUAAAACUAAUUACAGUGAUCUUUCAAUUAUAAAUCUUCAACCACAGACUUUAUACUCUUUAUAAUUCAUAAUUACUGACUACCUUUUGCUUUCAACCUGAUCUUCAGAAAUUCAUAUUACACUCUUUAUAAAUUAUAGUUUCAGACCGAAACUUCAUCUCGGAGUUCUGAAUAUAAGAACAAUAUUCUUGGUAGACUCAGCAGGACGAAAACCGGUGGUCUGAAUAUGAAACAAAGGUGAAGUCCAUGGGAGAAAUUUGGCAAAAGCAAAUGAGAUCUCUGCAAUCCCUGUACGUCCAUUGCAAAGAGAAGCCUAGAGGCUGAGGAUUCCGCUAUAAAUUUGGCUGCAUAUGUUAUGUGAAGGCUAGCGAUGCAAGAUAUUGACAAACCGGUGGUGUUAAUGGUGUGGAUUUAAGUGUAACGAGCCGGUUAGCAGAAGAAUUCAGACAAACUCAAGUGUCUGGAGAUGACACAAAGGUCUUAAUGGAUCUGAAGUUUGGUAAGGUAGAAGUGAACUUGAAUCCCUAAAGGGAGCUAAGGAGGCUGAAACAGAUGUUUGAGACCUUAAAGAAGAAUUACGGAAGGAGACAAAGGGAAACGAAAACAAUACUGAGCAAAGUGAAGAAACUUUGGAGAGGGUGACGUGUAAGUGGUGGAGAGGUUAAGGAGUACCAAGUAUUGAUGUCUGUUUCUCUUUCUUUUUAACACGUUUGGUGUGUUAUAUGAGGUUUUGGAUAUGUUGCUGAGAUGUGAUGAUACAUGGUAUUUAAAAUGAGUCAUAUUUCUCAUGUCAAUCCAAAUUUACUGGAAAAUUCUGUUAAUAUUUUUAUAUUAAACAUGUAUUUUAAUUUGAUGAAAAAACAUGUAUUUUAAUAUCUAUUUGUUAAAGGUUCCAAAAUCAUGUGGACAUACCAGUGUUGUAUACUGUUCUUUUUCGUUAUUUAGAAGUCAUGGAUCUUGAAUCAAAAGCAUACUUUUAAAAGGAUUGUUAUUCAAUCAAGGAUCAAUCAAUAAAUUUAAAUCAAUUGUCAAUGUUUUCUAAUCAAUAAAAAUUAAAAUUUUAGAAUAGUUUUAGUUGGUUAAUUUUAAAAUUUCUACAGUAAGCUUUAGAUUUUGAUUUCAGUUAUUUGUUCAUAAGGCUUCACAACAAAUGAUUUGAAAUCAAUUUUAAAUAUGAAAACUUUAAAAUUCUUUGAAUUUGAAUAUAACACUAGAUUUUAAAACUAGAUUUAAAUCAUUCAUUAAAGAACACCAAAUUUUAAAUUGAAUAUUAUAUACAACAAUACUAGAUUUUAAAAUAGAAUUAUCAUUCAAAUAACAGUGGAUUUUGCUUAGAUUUAAACUUUCUUAAAAUGCAUUAUUGAAUAAAACCCGCUAAAUUGUUUCCAACAUCAUAUUUAAGAGUUUCAGUUUCACAUUGUUUUUUUAAUGAAUCUUAGUAUAUAAGUUUACAUAAAUUUCUAGAAUUAAACAUAUAUAAGACUUCGUGAUAUGUUCUUAACAUAAAUACUUUAACAUUAUAUAGAAACAAAUUAAAUUCAUUUAUUUAAUAUUUUAUAUUGACAUUUUCCUUUCUUUUCUGUUAUAUGACAUAUCCACUUUAAACACAAAAAUAUAACAUGGUUAAAUAAAAUUAUUCAACAAGAAAAAAUGUUGAUUUUUAAAAAUAAAUAUCAAACACAUUGUUUUGAAUUGUAAUGAUUUGUCAGUUAAGAAAAUUCCAAAAACCUUCCAAAUUUUAUUUAAAAUAGUUAUUUGAAUAAAAUUCUCAAAUAAAAUGCUCUGUGUUACAUAUAUUACAUUAUUUUUAUAAUUGGUUUGUCGAUUAGCUGAAAUGAAACAAUCACCAGUGACCAUCAAUUCAACUGAAACUGAUUCGUAGCCAAUAUGUUAGAAGUUUCCAAUGGGAUAAAAUUAAUAUUACAUGAUGUCAUUUAGAGAUUUAGGGAAUUAUAGGAUUCACCUCCAAACCUUAUGGUAUUUAAGAAAAAAAAAACAAUCUUAAUGACUUAUAAAAUUUGAUCCACAAAA
This is a messenger RNA of Brassica rapa (field mustard), 11138 nucleotides long. Its product is annotated as ribonucleoside-diphosphate reductase large subunit. Gene Ontology annotation, cellular component: ribonucleoside-diphosphate reductase complex. The record is from RefSeq and is a predicted model, not a curated record. Gene Ontology annotation, molecular function: ribonucleoside-diphosphate reductase activity, thioredoxin disulfide as acceptor; ATP binding. Gene Ontology annotation, biological process: deoxyribonucleotide biosynthetic process. Lineage: Eukaryota; Viridiplantae; Streptophyta; Magnoliopsida; Brassicales; Brassicaceae.